Molecule: messenger RNA, 360 nt
Organism: Mesorhabditis spiculigera
Lineage: Eukaryota; Metazoa; Nematoda; Chromadorea; Rhabditida; Rhabditidae
Source: the annotation of a GenBank genome assembly
AUGUCGAGCGCCAGCGGAGAUAACGGAGACAGUCCGCCGGAAUUGAUCCCGAAGAAUAGCGAUGAUGAGAGGGGUCAGCUCACGGAAGAGGAUCUGUUCCGGAUGAAAGAUUUGGCGACAGGCUCGGCGAAUCCAGCGUCCGAACAUGCCGAUCCUUCAAUCGUUUCGCUUGCCGAUUCGAGCAGCAACUUCGAUGAACAUAUCACUGACGAAUAUGACGACCUGGAAGAAGCGGGCACGGGUGGUCAAGAAAAGACCGAGCAGCAGCACCAGAGUCGUAUAUUUGGAGGCUUCAUGUUCGAACGCAAACGUCCGUUGCACAUUGAACUCCCUAGCACAGUAGAGAUAGCCAGGAAGAUG